UAUACUGUUGCACAUCGUCAGCAGAAGCCGGCAUUUGAAAUUCACACAGCGUAGUGAACAGUUACUCUAUUUGCUAACGUACGUGGAAUAUUUAUUUUAUCAACUGUAUCAAAUUGAAGAUGCGCCCUUUUCAUUAUCGUGCUACCGAGGCCAUUUCGUUCGUUUUGAACCGUAUACAGAAAGUCAUCAUAAAAGUCCUAGAUUUGGUCAUUUUGAGUUGGCUAGCUAUCUAUUACGUCAGUGAAGCCUUGAUAUUGACCGUAACCCCAACGUUCUUACGCAAACAGAAAGAUCUUCGAGGUAAAAUCAUCCUUCUCACUGGCGGAGCCGGAGGCGUAGGUCAAGAACUCGCUAUCAGGCUUGUCAGACAAAAAGCCAUUGUCGUCAUCUGGGAUAACAAUGAAAAAGCUUUGGAAAAAGUGCAGGAAAAAAUAGAAUCACAGGGUCACAAAGUUCACACAUAUCCAGUCGAUAUAUCUGAUCGGGCGAACGUUUACAAAUAUGCUGAUAUAGUUAAGUCUGACGUUGGACCUGUGGAUAUUAUUUUAAACAAUGCUGGAAUUGUAUGUGGGCAGACGUUUUUGGAGAUUCCCGAUCACAUGAUUGAGAAAACUUUCAAAGUGAACAUACUUUCUCAUUAUUGGACAAUUAAAGCAUUUUUACCACAUAUGAUAAAAACUGGCAAAGGACAUAUUGUCACGGUUGGAAGUCUGACAGGAUUACUAGGAACUUAUAAAUGUACAGAUUAUAGUGCGUCCAAACACGCAACUAUAGGCUUACAUGAAAGUUUACUAAUUGAGCUGAAAACACACGGACAUCAUAAUAUCAAAAUGACUCUUGUAUGCCCCUAUUUCAUAAAUACCGGAAUGUUUGCAGGAUGUAAACCUAGGAAUCUGAAGAUGUUAGAACCAAAAGAAGUGGCAAAAAGGAUAAUUACAGCAAUCAAAAAUGAAGAAGUUUACGUUACAAUACCCACUUUCUCCAGAUUCUUUCUUCCUAUUAAAAAUUUUAUUCCAGCCAAACUUGCGUGGGCGUUUAUUUACAGAAUAAUUCAAGGGCCACAAUCAAUGAUGGGAAUGAGAAACUUUGAAGAAGUUGAAGCUGCCUGAUGUCGUGUUAAAGUUAUGUAGUCACAAUACUAGUAAAACGUAAGGUGAUAGUGAUAGGUUUUAUUUA
This is a messenger RNA of Zophobas morio, 1176 nucleotides long. Its product is annotated as short-chain dehydrogenase/reductase family 16C member 6. Bases 120 to 1109 code for a protein of 329 amino acids. Gene Ontology annotation, molecular function: oxidoreductase activity, acting on the CH-OH group of donors, NAD or NADP as acceptor. The transcript is spliced from 6 exons. Gene Ontology annotation, cellular component: lipid droplet. The record is from RefSeq and is a predicted model, not a curated record. NCBI's taxonomy places the organism in Eukaryota, Metazoa, Arthropoda, Insecta, Coleoptera, Tenebrionidae.